UGUAUAUGUAUUUAACCACGCCACGAACAGAUAACUUUAGCGGAUAAGAUUCUAUUCAAGGCAAUCGGGCCGUCCGAUAUUGUUCGUCGAAUUCGUUUGUGUCGUGGUUGUUUAAAGUACUUACAACCUUCUCGAUAUUUCAACUGUUCGUGACGUUAAAUCAAUAAUGGUAAUCGAAGAAAACGACGCGGCGCGUUUCAAUAAAAGUUGAAGAUAAUUUACGAUAAAGUAGCGAGCAAACUCGGUGUGUCCAGUAUCGCCUAAAAUUGCUGUUUUUACUCCUCGUUGAUCCUCGCGUUCGUCGUGCUCUAUUUCUGCGGCUUAAUCUUUAUUAUCCUCGUUAUCGUCUUUACGUUUCUUCUUUUUUUUUUCCCGCUCACAUUUCCAAACGACUUCUGCACGGUUAUCAAACUCGAUUCCUUGGAAGCCGUACCCGGUGCCGCUCUCAUUAUCCAGUUUCGAAUAUUUCUCGGUUGCAUUGCUCACCGUCCCAUGAUUUGAUCAUCGACGAACACAACGACGGAUGCUCUUGACAGUUCGGGAAAGAUUGAAACGUUCGUACGGAAAAGGAUCUAGGGGAUGGAAUAGGGUGACGAUGAUAAAAUAAUCGAAGACUAUCCGUGGACUAGCGGUUGAAGAAGAAAAAGAAGAAGAAGGAAGAAAGGAAGGGAAAAGAGAAAAGCGAGAGGGAAGAAGAGACAGAAGGUGAAAGAGGGGAAGGACUAGGAGGAACCAAAGAGGAUCGUUCCACGGUGAGAGAUCUUGGUCCAUCGUCCGCGUCUCGGUGUUUAACAUUGCCCACCGAGUAAAUUUCACCGAGUCGACGUCGAUGCAGAGACGUUGAACGGAGGGAUAAAACGAGGGAAGAAGAGAGACGAGCGAUUUUCCAGCUGGACACGUCGCGAUUCGCCGUUUCAUCGUGGUCGUCGUCGAGCUGGACCCAGGUGCAGGAGAAGCGGCGACGGUGCACGCUCUCCCAGAGAUUCCCAAGCGAUGAUCCGUGAACUGGGAAUGUAGACGGAAGGGCGGGAAAGCGGAUCUGCCCCUCGCAGAAUCGAAGAAAGGGCUUUUCCUCCAUCUCCACCGUCGUCUUCAACCUCCGCGAGGUUCUUCGAAUACCUUCAGCCUCUUCGUCGAUUUGGACACCGUAAGCGUGGGACAGGAUGCCAAGGAAACGAUGUUCAUUGACGAAGCUCGAGGCUCUGAUGGUGCUUAGUUUAACGGUGCUGGUGCAGCUGGACGUAUGCUGGUGCUCGCUGACCCACAGGAGCAGACAUCACGCGGACAUGUCGCACGAGGACGGGAAGAGCUUCAGAACUAGCGAGGAGCUACCUAGACCAGCCGCCCUCAAUUCCAACGACGAUCCGCUGAUAGUUCAGACGAGAAAGGGCAAGGUCAAGGGUAAGACCAUGACUGCGACCACGGGAAAGGAGGUCGACGCCUGGCUCGGCAUCCCUUACGCGCAGAAACCUCUCGGACCGUUGAGGUUCCGGCAUCCGAGACCAGCGGAACGUUGGCCGGGAAUUCUGAACGCCACCACGCUGCCGAAUAGUUGCGUGCAGAUACUGGACACGGUGUUCGGUGACUUUCCAGGUGCGACGAUGUGGAAUCCGAACACCCCGCUCAGCGAGGAUUGCCUUUACGUGAACGUGGUCGCGCCACGACCUAGGCCUACCAAUGCCGCUGUUAUGGUAUGGAUAUUCGGUGGUGGCUUUUACUCCGGCUCGGCGACCCUCGACGUUUACGAUCACAAAACCCUGGUGUCCGAGGAGAAGGUGAUCCUGGUCUCGAUGCAGUAUCGAGUGGCCAGCCUUGGUUUCCUCUACUUCGGAACGUCGGACGUUCCUGGGAACGCCGGUCUGUUCGAUCAGAUGAUGGCCCUACAGUGGGUACGCGACAAUAUCGCUGCUUUUGGCGGAAAUCCUGAGAACGUGACCCUGUUCGGAGAGAGCGCGGGCGCCGUAUCCGUUUCUAUGCACCUACUUUCGCCUCUGUCAAGGCAUCUGUUCAGCCAAGCGAUCAUGCAGUCCGGUUCGCCGACGGCACCUUGGGCCAUCAUCUCGCGGGAAGAAUCGAUCAUGCGGGGUAUCAGAUUGGCCGAAGCGGUCGACUGUCCCCACGAUCGGGACAAUCUCCAGGAGGUGAUCGACUGUCUGCUGGUGAAGGAUCCGAUAGAGUUGGUUAAGAACGAAUGGGGCACUCUGGGCAUCUGCGAGUUUCCUUUCGUCCCCGUCAUCGACGGCGCGUUCCUCGACGAGACCCCUCAACGUUCCUUGGCCACUUCCUCCUUCAAGAAAGCAAACAUCAUGAUGGGUUCCAACACCGAGGAAGGUUUCUAUUUUAUCAUUUACUAUCUGACCGAGCUGUUCCGCAUCGACGGGACCGAGGACGUGAAGGUCAGCAGAGAACAAUUCGUCAGCGCCGUCUCCGAGCUGAACCCGUACGUCAAUCAGAUCGGAAGGCACGCAAUUAUCUACGAGUACACCGACUGGCUACGUCCCGACGACCCUCACGUGAAUCGCGACGCAAUUGACAAGAUAGUCGGCGACUAUCAGUUCACCUGCAACGUGAACGAAUUCGCCGGACGAUACGCCGACACCGGAAAUACCGUGUACAUGUACUACUAUAAGCACAGAUCCGCAAACAAUCCGUGGCCAAGGUGGACCGGAGUGAUGCACGCGGACGAAAUCAGUUACAUAUUCGGAGAGCCGUUGGAUCCCUCGAAAGGCUACACGAAGGAGGAAGCGAACUUAUCGAAAAGGAUGAUGAGAUAUUGGGCGAACUUUGCGAAGUCAGGGGACCCGAACAUCGGCGACGUCGCUUCGUGGACGCUGUCUUACUGGCCACCGCACAAUGCCGCCACGAAAGAGUACCUGACGUUGGAUACCAACAGCUCCGAAAUCGGCAACGGACCUAGGGUGAAACAGUGCACCUUCUGGAAGAAGUAUCUUCCCCAGCUGCUAGCCGCCACGUCGAAACUAGAGCUCGGCGCGAAGGAGACGUGCAGCAGUACCAGCGUGAACGACGGGGGUCAUUUGUUGGUGGUAUUAAGCGUCGCGGUAAUCGGCAUUCUCUUCAGCCAGAGGCUGGCGAUCCGAGUGGACUCGGACGGCGCACCGCGGAUCUUCGACGCCCGAGGCUUCGUCUAGCUCCGGCAGUCGGCUGGCCGCGGACCGUCCUCGAUCGUCGAGCAUUGCCAACAGGGUUGGCCAACGGGAGACGAGAAGCGACACAGACAUAUCAAUGCGCUCGAACGCGCUCGAUCGACCGAGCACCGGUCGACGCGAGUUUCUGCUUCGCUGGUGAGACCGAUCGUACGCGAACUACGAACUGCAAACUAAGAGCCGAACACGGGCUAGAAACUGUACCGAUGCCGAGGGGACUCGAGGAUCUCCUAGGACCGACGCGUCGGCAAAAAGAGUGCCGUUUCUCCAUUUUACUUUUCCCUUUUCCCUUCUUUCCUCUUCCCUUGCUUGCCAUUUCUUUCUUUUCCAUCCACUCUUGUUGCUUUACGCAGCGAGCUCUCGAGAGCAGGAUGAAAAACAAAUAGUUGCGACAUCGCGGUUCCGAUGGAAUCUGCAAAUCUCUCGCGUAUUGUCAGAGUUACACCCGGCGAUUGGCGAAACGUAAGAGAUGUUUGGGGAAGAUAGAGACGCGUCGCGCCGUAAAUUGUCCGACCAACUUACGGCUGCGAAAGACCAUCGUUGCUUCUACCCUUUCUUACGCGUUUACAGAGUUACUUUAUCACAAUCUCUUCUUAUCCCUUGUAAAGGAGAUCGUAAUCGAGGCGUCGCGUCGUCGCGAUAACGUUAAGCCGCGUUGUGUCAUUGAAAAAGCAAAGCACGCAUUGUCGGAAGUAUAAAGAAAUGAAGAAUCUCGUACAGAUUUUACCCUUUAACCAGGCGACGAGCAAUGUGGGUCACCGCAUCGGAGCUUUUAUUUUACGAGCAAGAUCGCCGUCAAGCUGGACGUUAUCGCGUCGAUAUGCUAUAUACCGCGUGUACAUACUCGACAGGAUAAUUCGAGCUGCCUGUUGGAAAAUUUGUUAACGCGACCGAUCCAUUAUCCGCGCAUUCCUUAUCGUCUACAUAUUUCUAAAGGUCAGCUUUCGUUUUACGUUCUAUCGAGCAAGAUAUCAAACGACGAAACUUUUAGCGAAUUCGUCGCGUUCACGAGUACAGUCGACUUAUUCAGUUUCGCCGGUACAGCUUUUAAUCCGACCAUUAUGGUACCGUAAUGGUAGCCGCAAUUCGAUCUAUACGUUCUGCGGCCGUCUAUACCCGCGCAUAUUUGUAAUGGAGUUAAUUGCAUUCGUACGAACUGCGGAGACUUACAAGGGGAACUACCCAAGUGUUACACUCACUUAUCAAUGAAACUUUGCCAGCUUGUAGAACUCGUCGAGCUGAACUGACUAAUUGUUUAAAAGAUAUUAAUAAUUGAAGUUAGUUACUACUUACAUUGAGAAGUAUGACGGACUCACACAUACAACUCGCAAUCUAGAGAUCCUUGAUUCCCAACAUUUUUUUUUGUUUUUAAAUGAUAAUUAG
Molecule: messenger RNA, 4547 nt
Organism: Osmia bicornis bicornis
Lineage: Eukaryota; Metazoa; Arthropoda; Insecta; Hymenoptera; Megachilidae
Product: acetylcholinesterase-like
Exons: 12
Coding region: 1164-3149 (661 amino acids)
Biological process (GO): choline metabolic process; acetylcholine catabolic process
Cellular component (GO): plasma membrane
Molecular function (GO): acetylcholinesterase activity
Source: RefSeq, a predicted model, not a curated record